Closterium sp. NIES-67 is the source of this 1982-nucleotide messenger RNA. Lineage: Eukaryota; Viridiplantae; Streptophyta; Zygnematophyceae; Desmidiales; Closteriaceae. The record is from the annotation of a GenBank genome assembly.
CUGAAGUGCACACACUCCCACUUCCACUCAAUUGUCCUAAGCGUUGCAGCUUUCGCUCUCAAGGCAUAACGAUCUAGCCUUCCCACUUCCACGUAGCGUUUUAGCCUCGCACUUCCACACAGCGUUCUACGUAGAGUGAGACGACAUCGACUCCUUCCCCUUCAUCCAGGCCAUCAGCGUGUGUAUCGGAGAUAUGAGCAUGUGCGAGUCGUCGUCGGAUGCUGGCUUCCCUGGCGUGACACACGGGAUCCCGUCGUAUUUAGCGGGACCAUAUCAUUUUGCUGGCUAUGGCGGCUCCGCGCCGUACCACUACGGGGCGCCGUUUCCCCCCAUGUACGGCGCGCCGAUGCACAUGCCACUGCCGCCUCACAUGACUCCCCCGCACAUGUCUCCGCACGUGUCGGCACACGCAGCGGCGCACGCGGCGGCGCAUGGAGCUCAUCCAAGCUACGGCUUUCCCCCUCAGCAGACCGCUCGACAUCAACCCACUCGACAUCCACUUCAUCAUGCGUCAGGUCCCGCGAAGAGUCUUCGCCGCACCGGCCGAUCCGAUCGCGCCAGCAUGGGUCACAUCCCGACGCCCUUUUUCAACGAUGCCGAGAACAACGGCGAGACUCACGGCGAGAUCGACGUCGCGGAUGAUCCAGGCGGGGAUUUUGCGGGGUUGCACAGCAGCAGCGGCGGCGGCGAUCCCGCGCUCGACGAACUGUCCUGGGGAUUUCUGGAUUCUGAUCUGAAGCUAAAGCUUGGCGCCCCGGCGACUGCUAAGGAUGUCCACUCCUCGGAGACGACUAAGAACUAUGAUCAUGACUCAUACUAUUCUGACUACCCACAUGCGGAAUAUCCGAUGGUGAGCCCCUAUCACCCGGCUUAUUACCAACCUCAUCCGCUUUACAGUCAUCACCUGUUCAAGCAGCGGCACGCGGAAGCCACAGCGAUGGCGAGGCAAGCGCGAGUGGCGGCGACGCGGGAGGCUCUAGCAGGGCGGAACUCUCAAUCGCUCGUAGGGCGGAACGCUCAAUCCCUCAAGUCGCCAGCAGUCGCGCAGGCGAAACUGACUGGGAAGAGAAAGGGAGGAGACGGCGUCGCACACUCGCACGGCGACGGUUUGGAGUUCGACGAGCAGCCCGACUUCGUCGUCGCCGUCGCCAGCGAGCCGUGCGCUGUCGUCCCGUCGCGCGCCGAUCGCUCCGCUUCUCACGCGGACCUCCCACUCGUUCCGUCGUCCCCGUCUGUGCCGCUACAACCUGCAGCCUCCGCCGAGACUGCUUCCGCGUUUCCAGCGGCCUCCGCUUGUCCCUCUCCCCCCCUCGCUCGCGAUCGCGACGGCCGGUUUGAUUUCGCCACUCGUCUCUCGCUUCCCGGUGACCGCGACGAUGCGACUCCCGUGGCUUUAUUCCCGCCUGCUUCGCGUCUGCCUGCUGCGGUUUCAUCCCCCGCCGUGCCGUCUGCUGUGGCUUCCGCCAUGCCUUCCGCAGCUGCUAGUAUUCCGCCGACAGCCGAUCCGAAGCGAAGAAGGUUGCUCCGCAACAGAGUGAGUGCGCAACAAGCAAGAGAGAAGAAAAAGUACUACAUUACUGCGAUGGAGGGGCGAGAGGCAGCACUAUCUGCUGAAAAUGAAAAGCUGGAGGCCACCAUUGCUGCUCUUACAAGGGAGAAUGCUGAGCUUAGGUCACGGUUACGACGCCGAGUGGUGCAUCAUUGACCUGGUGGUUGAAGGUGACGGUGACGGAGCUGCAGCCUACUCAUCCGCGUAGUCCAUUCUUUGCCCUAGGCACUCAUUAGAAGAUUUUAGCGAAGUACCGAUAUAAGCCCAUUUGAGGUGGGAGCUAGUUUUACUGCUUUAGGGCAUGUCAUAAGCAUUCAGUUUCCCUCUAAACCUUACCCAGCCAUUUUGGGUCAGUGGUAGGGUGCAAAGCAAAACCUUCACAAACAACAUGCAUGUUGCUGUACUGUAUUGUGUACAACACUCCCUAAGCACC